CAAAAACCGAUCUCCGGGGAAUUUAACCCAUCCACUCACUCUGACUCUUUGAUGUCCUUGAUGACCUUGUCUACUCCGUAUUUUGGGCUAUUUUGCCAAAUAUCCCCAGACCCGUCUUCCCCGUAACCUCUACCCCGCACCCCGCAUACUUUCGUACACACAUCAAGGUCCGAUGUGGUUGGGAGCGGCAUCCUUGACGGCACGGCCGUACUUUUGACAGCCUACUCCACAGCUACUAUGGCACAUAUCUCGGUACUACAACACUCCAAGCUCGGUCUUCACCGAGAUGCACACCACACUACGAAUGAAGUACAAACAAACUGCCGUGUAAAUGUCCGUUUGAUCCCCGCCAAACGGGGCCACUCUCCUCCUCCAUCGCCUCCAUCUCCUCCAUGAAGUUUAUUUUCCUCGGCCACACUCUUAUCCAGAAAAGCGCCGGCCGGUACUCUGCAGACCAGCAUUCCCUCCCACCACUUGGCCAAAUGCAGUAGCUUCUCACCGAUGAUCUUUGAUGAAUACGUGCAGACCUAGUCAGUGUUGCACCAUGAAGGCAAGCACCACCGGCCUCUGUCCAUAUGCGAGACGUGCAGGAGAGAGCUCUCGCAGCUCCUCCUACCCUGGUCGAUUGAACGUCACCUGGUACUCUAUAAGAACGUAAUGCCGCCUUGAAUUCGCUGAUGCCCGCCCUCCUUUAGACGCCCUCUAAAUACCCCGCAACGCUGUUGAAUUUACCUUCGUGCAAGAAAGGCUUUUGGUAUUCUCGCGAGACGUCGGCUCCCCCCUCGUCGCAAUGGAUAUUCCAAACACAAACGCUGCCAGGGCCGACUCCAAGGCCGACCUAAAGACUGAAUCUAAAUCCGACGAAGAAUAUGAAGCGGGUGCUGUGGAGCAUUUGGACUCGGACAAGCAGGCCCUUCCCUAUGUCCAAGAAGUUCCUACCGAGGGUGUUCGACGGGCAAUCGCUCCCCCGGCGCUGGUGGCCGCCAUGACCCCAGAGCGGAGGGCGGCGGCAGAGAAGGCGCUCGUGAGGAAGGUCGAUUUGAGACUCAUGCCAAUGAUUGUCCUCAUGUACAUCAUGAACUACCUGGACCGCAACAAUAUUGCAGCGGCUCGAUUGGGAGCUCUUGAAGAGGAUUUGAAUCUACAGGGCAACGAGUAUGCCACAUGUAUUAGUAUUCUGUUCGUGGGCUACGUUCUGAUGCAAAUCCCAUCCAAUUUAUAUCUCAACAAAAUCGGAAAGCCUGCCGUCUUCCUGCCGUCAUGUAUGGUUGUCUGGGGCGUCAUAUCUACCGCCACAGCAGCCUGCCAUAACUUCGGGGGCCUGGUGGCUUGUAGGUUCAUGCUCGGCUUUGUGGAAGCAGCAUACUUCCCUGGAUGUCUUUAUUACCUAUCGUGUUGGUAUACACGUGCGGAACUCGGCUUCCGUUAUUCAAUUCUUUAUUCCGGGGCUCUCAUCAGUGGAGCCUUCUCGGGGCUGAUGGCAGCUGGGAUCGUCGGAAACAUGGACCAUCUCCACGGCCUCCGUUCCUGGCGCUGGCUAUUUAUCAUUGAGGGCACAAUCACGAUCGGUAUUGCCGCCGCUGCCUUCCUUAUUCUACCCAACUUUCCCCGCACAACAAUGUGGCUAUCCGAGGAAGAGCGUCAGCUUGCUGCGUGGAGAAUGGAGGAAGAUAUCGGUGAAGAUGAUUGGGUCGACAGCGAAAGCCAGUCGUUCUUGAAUGGUAUCAAGCUUGCGUUAAGCGACAUCAAGACCUGGAUUCUGCUGGUCAUUCUGUUUGGCAUCGUCUCGUCCGGCUCCGUGACGAGCUUCUUCCCCUCUGUCGUUGGGUCGCUCAACUUUACUCCUGUCCAGACUCUACUUCUCACGGUCCCCCCUUAUGUUCUCUGCGUAAUCACCACCUACAUCAACGCAUGGCACGCCGACCGCACCGGAGAGAGGUUCUAUCACAUCGUGCUACCACUUACUGUUGCCGUCAUCGCGUUCAUCCUCGCUGCCGCUACCACCUCUACCGCCCCACGAUACGUGGCCAUGAUGUUGAUGAUUCCCGGAUUAUACUGUGGCUACACCGUCGCCCUUGGCUGGAUCAGCAAUACGUUGCCACGCCCAGCGGCUAAGAGAGCUGCUGCACUCGCAUUCAUAAACUGCAUCAGCAACAUCGCUUCGAUAUACACUAGUUACAUGUACAUCAAGCCCAAGUUCACCAUUGCUAUGAUUGUCAACUGCAUCACGGCGGCCAUGUCCAUCCUCACGGCGACAGGACUACGGUUCAUGUUGAUCCGAUUGAACAAACAGAUGGAUGCUGCAGAUGUUGGAGUAGUUGUUUCGGAAGGCGAAGAGGUUGAUCAACACGGUGUCCCGAUCAACGCAGCGAAGGGCGGAUUUAGAUAUAAAUACUAAGCGUCUUAUAAUGUUGGGCGGUGGAAGAUCAUGGCAAUGGCUGAGGCUGUGGUGAAUAUGAUACCAGGAGGGCACGUUGGAUUGAACGCUGGAGAUAUACCAAAGAACCAAAUUGCCAAAUCAUUAAAUGCCAUAGUUUGAUCAUUAGAAUUGGCAACUACCUCAUUAACUUAUUAAGUGCAUAUUUCACGCCGGAUGCAUGUUCCAUAGCCCAUCGAGCCCUGAUAUUUGAAGUCUAACCUCAACGCCGCGCCUGAAAAGGGACUGUGUCGUACAACUCCGGUUCAUCAAUAUCUUGAUGUCAUGCUUCCGUCUUAUCAUUUCUGUUCGUGUUUGUUGAUCAAAAUAAUGCGCCGUGCUCCAGAAACUCAAAACUAACCCGCCAACUUUGGAGCAUAACCAGGAUGGGUGUUUUCACAUUCUCUCUUGCACCUGGUGCACACCCACCACCGUGUUCGUGUAAUGCGCCAUACUCC
Messenger RNA from Pseudogymnoascus verrucosus, 2874 nucleotides. RefSeq lists its product as uncharacterized. Lineage: Eukaryota; Fungi; Ascomycota; Leotiomycetes; Thelebolales; Thelebolaceae. The transcript has 3 exons. Gene Ontology annotation, biological process: transmembrane transport. The record is from RefSeq and is a predicted model, not a curated record. Gene Ontology annotation, molecular function: transmembrane transporter activity. Gene Ontology annotation, cellular component: membrane. Bases 791 to 2398 code for a protein of 535 amino acids.